Nematocida ausubeli is the source of this 708-nucleotide messenger RNA. RefSeq lists its product as uncharacterized. The transcript has a single exon. Lineage: Eukaryota; Fungi; Microsporidia. The coding region runs from base 1 to 708 and encodes 235 amino acids. The record is from RefSeq and is a predicted model, not a curated record. Gene Ontology annotation, molecular function: nucleic acid binding.
AUGAGCUCAUUGUCAAUAAGCGACGGAAAGGGGGUCCAGACCAUAAGAAGGAUGCCUAUCAAGCAUGUGAAGCAGGUUGAUUUUAACGAUGCAAUAAAGAUAACCACUCAGUUUAGAGGACAGGAAAUAAGCCUGGUGGAGGUGGUGGGCUGGAUUACAACAGAGAGUCCUAUGCAAAACGGUGGAAAAAGAUUCACCAUUUCUGAUGGAACGGACAGUAUUUGGUGCACCCAGUGGGCAGAUAAGAAUUACAUGUACGUAAAAAAGGGGGCGCUUGUUCGUGUCAUAGGAACUCUGAGCCGAAAUGAGAAGGGAGACAAAAACGUGAAUAUAACAUGCAGUGCAUGCACUCUAGUUACAGACGGAAAUAGUGUGGUGUACCAUCUGCUGAUGCGCAUCGUUGAUAGUGUGCGCUCACCAGCAUACAGCAUGGAUGCGCCGUCCAUUCUAACAGAGAAUUCUCCUGCAACAACACAGGAGGACAUGCGGCACCAGGGGAACUUCAAGAAAAUACAUCUAGACAUCCUUUCGUUCUUCUCGCAUAACCAGGGCGAGACCGGCUUGCUUAUUAAUAUGGUUGUAAGCUCUCUUGCCUCUUCCAAAGUGUAUACGUCUGCUGAUGUAAACAGUGGUCUGGAGUACUUAAUAUCGGCAGGAAAGCUAUUCUACUGCACAGAUGACAGAAAGACACUAGCACUUGUGGAAUGA